This is a messenger RNA of Populus euphratica (Euphrates poplar), 1302 nucleotides long. Its product is annotated as cysteine synthase-like. Lineage: Eukaryota; Viridiplantae; Streptophyta; Magnoliopsida; Malpighiales; Salicaceae. The record is from RefSeq and is a predicted model, not a curated record. The transcript is spliced from 11 exons. The coding region runs from base 116 to 1084 and encodes 322 amino acids. Gene Ontology annotation, molecular function: cysteine synthase activity.
AAGGAUCACUAUAUAUCACACACCUGCUAUUGCUCUUUCAUUGCAAGAAGCUCCCUACCUUCCUUGUUCUCUCUAUAUAUAGAUUGAUAAAGAUUUCUUGUAACCGGAACAAAAAAUGGCAGAGGAGAAGGGUUCAAUUUCCAAAGACGUUACUGAACUUAUUGGUAAAACACCAUUGGUGUAUCUCAACAAUGUUGUGGAUGGUUGUGUGGCCCGUAUUGCUGCAAAGCUGGAGAUGAUGGAACCUUGCUCAAGUGUCAAAGAUAGGAUUGGGUAUAGUAUGAUCACAGAUGCAGAGGAGAAGGGUCUAAUCAAGCCGGGUGAGAGUGUCCUGAUUGAGCCUACGAGUGGCAACACUGGCAUAGGGCUGGCAUUCAUGGCAGCUGCUAAGGGCUACAGGCUGAUCAUUACCAUGCCUGCUUCAAUGAGUCUAGAGAGAAGAAUGGUUCUCCUUGCUUUUGGAGCUGAGUUGAUCCUUACUGAUCCUGCCAGGGGCAUGAAGGGGGCUGUUCAGAAGGCUGAAGAGAUAUUGGCAAAGACACCUAAUGCUUAUCUUCUGCAACAAUUUGAAAAUCCUGCCAACCCACAGAUUCACUACGAGACAACUGGACCAGAGAUUUGGAAAGGGUCAGGUGGGAAAGUUGAUGCCUUUGUUUCUGGGAUAGGGACUGGGGGAACAAUAACAGGUGCAGGGAAGUAUCUCAAGGAACAAAACCCUGAUAUAAAGAUUUAUGGUGUAGAACCAGUUGAAAGUGCAGUGCUAUCUGGAGGGAAACCUGGUCCCCAUAAGAUCCAGGGAAUUGGCGCUGGCUUCAUCCCUGGAGUUUUGGAUGUCGGUUUACUUGACGAAACUGUUCAAAUAUCAAGUGAAGAAGCCAUUGAAACUGCAAAGCUUCUUGCCUUGAAAGAAGGAUUGCUGGUGGGGAUAUCAUCUGGAGCUGCUGCCAUUGAGAUAGCAAAGAGGCCUGAAAAUGCUGGAAAGCUCAUUGUUGUGAUCUUCCCUAGCUUUGGGGAGCGUUACCUAUCCUCCGUGCUUUUCGAAUCCGUGAAGGAGGAGGCGGAGAACAUGGUUUUUGUGCCUUGAGGUGGAGAGCAUGGUUUUUGUGCCUUGAGGUGGAGAGCAUGGCUUAUAUGAGCCUGAUGCGGAGGCUUUUCUGCUCUGUGUAUCUGUAUUAACAAAGGGCUUGUGGGAUGGAUCAAGAAACUUCAAUCAUAGUGUUGUGAGAUCAAACAAAGUCCCGUUGACAGUAUAUUGUGUUAUUAAAAACUAUGCAAUUGUUGAGUUCAAUUGGAUGCAAUGAA